AUCUGUCAUUUCCCAGUUCAGGCGAGAGGAACAAAUCCGUCUCUCGAGACUUAUCUUCUCUUCUCUUCGCAUCUCAAAAUCUUCUCUGCAAAAUUUCCAAACCCUCAAAAAAUUGGUCAGAUUUUGCUUCGAGCUGUAAUUUGAUUGCGUAAUCAUGGCUCAGGCAGUCGAAGAAUGGUACAAGCAGAUGCCAGUCAUCACCCGCUCGUACCUCACAGCGGCUGUUGUCACCAACAUCGGUUGCUCCCUCGACAUAAUCUCUCCUCACAAUCUGUACUUGAACCCUAAUCUAGUGGUCAAGCAGUAUCAGUUCUGGCGCCUCGUUACUAAUUUCCUUUACUUCCGGAAAAUGGACUUGGAUUUCAUGUUCCACAUGUUCUUUCUUGCUCGGUACUGCAAGCUUCUCGAAGAGAACUCUUUCCGAGGACGGACUGCUGAUUUCUUUUACAUGCUCAUAUUUGGUGCCACUGUGUUGACUGGGAUAGUUCUGGUUGGAGGGAUGAUACCUCAUUUGUCUGAGUCGUUUGCAAAGAUUAUAUUCCUCAGCAACUCACUAACAUUCAUGAUGGUCUACGUGUGGAGCAAGCAAAAUCCAUUCAUUCAUAUGAGCUUCUUGGGCCUCUUUACCUUCACAGCAGCUUACCUACCUUGGGUUCUUCUGACGUUCUCCGUCUUUGUUGGAGCUAGCCCUUGGGUGGAUCUUUUGGGAAUGAUUGCCGGUCACGCCUAUUACUUUCUGGAAGAUGUUUACCCACGAAUGACAGGUCGCCGGCCCUUGAGAACCCCUUCGUUUAUCAAAGCACUGUUUGCGGAUGACCCUGUUGUGGUGGCACGACCAGGAAAUGUGAGAUUUGCACCACCACCCGUGGAGGAACUUCACCAAGAUUAAUCAGAUCUCGGGGAAAGCCAGGUUGAUGAGGGUUAUAGCUUUUGGGAUAUUUAUCCGGCAUUUAGGAUGAAUUUUCGGCUCUGUAAUAUAUGGAAAGAUCUUCACUGAUAUGCUAAUAGUUUUUUCUUGAGUAACUUGUUACAGUUGAAAGCUCGUCAAUGCGCAAUCAAAAGUCUCUUUUCUCUGUA
Pyrus x bretschneideri (Chinese white pear) is the source of this 1077-nucleotide messenger RNA. Its product is annotated as derlin-2.2. The coding region runs from base 155 to 889 and encodes 244 amino acids. The transcript has 6 exons. Gene Ontology annotation, cellular component: endoplasmic reticulum membrane; Hrd1p ubiquitin ligase ERAD-L complex. Gene Ontology annotation, biological process: endoplasmic reticulum unfolded protein response. The record is from RefSeq and is a predicted model, not a curated record. Gene Ontology annotation, molecular function: misfolded protein binding; ubiquitin-specific protease binding. NCBI's taxonomy places the organism in Eukaryota, Viridiplantae, Streptophyta, Magnoliopsida, Rosales, Rosaceae.